CCCAGAUGUUCUGUGCUUCUGUUUCUCUUCACUCAUUGAGCAACACAUUCACUGGUGCUGCUCGGCGUUUUGAUCCUAGACUUCUAUCCCACCGGAUACAGUUGUCAGGCUGUCAGCAGUAAUCAGCAGUGAGCAGGGAUAUACGAGACUUGCGAUCCUUUCGUGGGGUCGUCUGAAACCCCAGGAUUCGACCAUCCUUUCACACAUCCGAGCUUACACUCCCUAUUAGAUCCAGUGUUUUCCUGGCUAUCUCGUCCUGGGGUCUACGUCUUCAGUCAUUCCCUCUGCAAGCGGUGUUGUGUUUCUGUUACUGCUCAAGCAUGCCAUCUCGAGCUUGUUCCUCCUCAAAACCUGUGAGCUGGAGUCACGACGAAGCUGCUUGUUAGGACUCUCUACACCAAUCUCUGCACUGUACACACAUGUCUCCGUCCUGGAUAUUCACCUGAUAUCAGCGAAAUCGAUUUAGAAGGCCACAUUGCCUGUUAAAGCCAGACAUCAUGUCUCAGAUUGAGAAUCUAUCCAGCCUGGCCUCCCUUCCCUCUCCUCUCCCACCAGCCCCGGAUGGAGAGAUCUUAACCAAGGAUCAAUUCGACAUUCUCUUUUCCAUCUUGGAGGUCACUCUUCCCUCCAUAUCCGCGGGCUCCAAUGGCAAGAAGACUGUAUCAUCCACGGAGCUGGAUACCGCCAUUUCUCGACUCCGACCCUAUCUCCCAGACGGAGCACCCGAUGAUGUUGCUCGAGCAUAUCUCUCCGAGGACAUCACCUCCGACCCAGCCUUCCGAGAAAUCCUCAUUCGCAAACUCAAGCUCUUCAUCCCUCCCUCCGACAGCCGAGGCCUGGGCUUCAUCCUCUCCGCGCUCAACACCACAGUCGGUUCAUACGUGCUCACAGGCUACUCGUCCCCCAUCCACACCCAUGAUCUCGCAACCCGUACGCACAUCGUCCACAGCUGGGCCUCGGUGCGCCUCCCACUAUUACGUGGCAUCUACCGCUCAAUGAACGGCCUGGCGCGCAUGAGCUGGAUCGCCACAUCCCCUACCCUCCUACAAAUACUCGAUUUUCCCUCCAUCCCCAAACACAUCGAACGCAACGACAGCUACGCCUUCGCCUUUCACGACUUCACAUCGGCUUCCACACCAGCCACACUUUCCACCGACGUCGUCAUCAUCGGCUCCGGCUGCGGCGCCGGCGUCGUUGCUUCACACCUUUCCCGCGCGGGCCUGAAAUGCCUCAUCCUCGAAAAGUCCUACCACUUCCCCUCGACCCACUUCCCCAUGUCGAGUUCGUCCGCGGGCGAACAUCUGAUGGAGAACGGCGGGAUGAUCACUUCCGACGACGCAUCCACCAUCGUCCUCGCGGGAAGCACCUUCGGCGGUGGCGGCACCGUCAAUUGGUCGGCCUCGCUACAACCACAGUACGCCGUGCGGCAGGAAUGGGCAACCUCCUCUGGCCUCCCCCACUUCCUCAGUCCCGAGUUCCAGGACUGUCUGGACACCGUGUGCGAUAAAAUGGGCGUCGCGCGCUCGACCGACCCGUCCGCCCUCGCGAACAUCGAGCACAACUUUGCCAACACCACGCUGCUCGAAGGCGCCAGACGUCUGGGCAUGGCGGUUGAAGUCGUACCCCAGAACACGGGUGCGUCCCGGCGUCACUGCUGCGGCUACUGCACGUACGGCUGCGCCAGCACGACCAAGCAAGGCCCGGCCAACUGCUGGUUUCCGGACGCCGCCCGGCACGGCGCCGAGUUCAUCGAAGGCGCCUUCGUCGACGAGGUCAUCAUCGACCCCAUCAGUAAAGUGGCCACAGGCGUCCGCGCGACAUGGACACCUCGCGACGACCGCUCAACAACCCGGAGGUUACUCAUCAACGCAGAACGAGUCAUCCUCGCCGCGGGCACGCUCCAUUCGCCCCUCGUCCUCCAACGCUCCGGCCUGAAGAACCCGCACAUCGGAUCGAACCUCCACCUGCACCCCACGGGCCAAGUAUGGUCCGUCUGGCCGCACCGCGUCAACCCGUGGGAGGGCUCGAUAUUGACCGUCGCCGUAACCGACCUGGAGAACCGUGACGGCGCCCACCACGGCCCCAAGAUCGAAGUCAUCUGUUCAACCCCCGGUUUGGGACUCCUCGGUUUGCCAUUCCGCACCACGACCAACAACCUCGACUUCGGCUCCAAAGACCGUAAAGAAGAUUCCAAAGACUCCGAAGGAAGUACUUUCGCCCCGGCCAUCGAAUACAAACUCAACGCCGCCAAGCAUGCAUUCUCAACGGGCUUGGUCAGUAUCACGCGCGACGCGGAUACGGGCAAAGUAUACAUCGACCCGAAGGACCCCUCGCGGAAGAGGCCGCGCAUCGCCUACACCCCGUCCUCACGGGACAGGAGACACAUCCUCGAAGGCCAGAUCGCCGGGGCGAGAAUCAAUUUCGUCAUGGGCGCCAACGAGAUCGACACAGGACACCCCGGCGUGAAGAGGUGGAUUAGGCCUUCUAUGCUGUCUACGUCCACGCUGUCGUCCUCGUCGUCGGCGGUCCGGGCGGAGGCGGAGGCGGCGCCGUCGCCGUUACAAACCAGCAACAAAGAAUCCAGCGCAUCCACCUCCACCUCCACCGAUGAGGAUGAGACAUCGUUCGCCGCAUGGCUCGACAUCGUCCGCACGACGGGCCUGACAGCCCCCGACCCCUGCAUGGUCGGCUCGGCGCACCAAAUGGGCACGUGCCGGAUGAGUCCGUCGCCCAAGACCGGCGUGGUGGAUUCCCAGGGCAAAGUCUGGGGCGUGCAAGGUUUGUAUGUCGCCGACGCCAGCGUCUUCCCAUCUGCGAGCGGCGUGAACCCGAUGAUCACGAACAUGGGUAUUGCCGAGUGGAUCUCGAGGGGGAUCGUACGGGAAUUGAAGGACGAGCACAAACCGAAGAGACCGUCGAAGCUAUAGAAUCCAAAGAGACCAGGAAUUUUGGCACAAGGCUUCCAAGGACCCUGAAAAGGUACCCGUUCCACAGAAUAUAAAACUUUUUCGGGAAGCAGUUCGAAAAUUCGCUUUCAUUGAAGUCGCUCACGGACGUCCUAUACGACACCCAGUGGACAAAACAUAGUGCAGCUCUCCAUUGGCCUCUCUCGGCUGAAUCUGGAUACCGAUACCCGUUUCAGUACUCCUUCCCAAAACUGCCCCAGCU
Molecule: messenger RNA, 3168 nt
Organism: Exophiala xenobiotica
Lineage: Eukaryota; Fungi; Ascomycota; Eurotiomycetes; Chaetothyriales; Herpotrichiellaceae
Exons: 1
Coding region: 498-2927 (809 amino acids)
Molecular function (GO): long-chain-alcohol oxidase activity; flavin adenine dinucleotide binding
Source: RefSeq, a predicted model, not a curated record